UCCACCACCCGUUGCAGCCGCCUUGGCAUCACCGGGUGGUUCAUCAAUAUUGGAACAAUUUAGUCCGAACUGUACCGUGGUAUCACCGAUAUUCCAGAGUCGCGGCAUUGAUCCUGCCGAAAUACCCCAGAAACCUAGUAAUGAAAUGGGCCUGCGUUACUGUGAAUCACCAUCGGUGGGCACUUGUUGCACACACAGCAUGGAAACUAAAAUGGCCAUGCAGUCACGUCUACAAUUGGAGAAACAUUCCAAAGAACAAAUCCUAAAGAUGUCAAAAACGCUAAGUGAUAAAGCGCAAAAAUUUAAUGAAAAUUUUCGCAAACUAUUACAAGAAUCGAAAACCGAAUUCAAUAAUAUGUUUACACGAACCUACGGUGUAAUAUAUCAAAAGAAUGCCUAUGUCUUUUCGGAUUUGUUCAGUGAAUUGGAAAACUAUUAUAAUCGUGGGCGAAGCGAUCUCAUAAAUGUAAUGGAUACCUUUUUCAGUACCCUGUAUCAGAAAAUGUUUCAAGUUCUCAAUGUCCAGUAUACGUUUGAUGAACAAUACCUACAAUGCGUCAGCAAAUAUAUGAAGGAUCUGAAACCAUUCGGAGAUGUACCCGACAAACUAUCCGUCCAAAUUAAAAGAUCAUUUGUAGCAACAAGAACCUAUGGUCAGGCAUUGAGUACGGCGGCGGAUAUUUCCAAGCGGUUAAUUAAUAUACGUUUAAAUGCCGAUUGUACAUCGGCCCUAACCAAAAUGCAACACUGUGGCUCGUGCAAAGGUUAUACGGAAAAACCCUGUACGAAUUAUUGUGUUAAUGUCAUCAAAGGUUGCCUACACUAUUUCAAUGAAUUGGAUACGGAAUGGGAGAAUUUUGCCGGUGCUAUGGAUAAGGUGGCGGAACGUUUAUUGGGCUCUUUUAAUAUUGUUAUGGUUGUCGAACCAAUUAAUAUUAAAAUUUCCGAAGCCAUUAUGAAUUUCCAGGAUGCUGGUCCCGAUAUUACCAAUCGUGUCUUCUCCGGCUGUGGUCGUCCCCCCUUGGGUCUGGCCAAACGCAACAUCAGUCCCAAGUUUAUGGCAACGAAUGAAGAAACCACCAAACAUAGUACAAAACGUUCUGUUGCCGAGCAGAUGGAAAGUGAUAUUCUGGAUAUUGAUGCUUCGCUGGAUGAUGCCAUUAUAUUGCGUGAAAAACGUGCUGCUGAUCCCGGUAAUCGUGAUAGUAGUGAAAAUGGUGGUGGCAAUAGCAAUCGUCGCAACAACAACAACAAACGUAAACAACAAAAUCGUAAAAAUGACGAUAAUGAUUAUAGUGGUCGUGAUCCAGCACUCGAUAAACUGGUCAAGGAUAUACGUCAACGCAUGAAGGAUUAUAAGAAAUUCUGGUCGAAUUUACCACAUCAGAUAUGUAGUAAUGAAGAAAUUUCCACAUCCAGUGAUGCUGAUGGUAUGUGCUGGAAUGGUCACACUAUUGAUAGAUAUAUGCACUCGGUCACCACUGAACAUGGUUCUAAUCCUGAAUUCCCCGGCAAUCCAUCGACACCCAAACAAACUAGUCAAGUUGCCUCGCAUGUUAUGUCCUUGAAGAAUGCCAUUAAUCAUUUGAGAAAUGCCUAUAAUGGUCAGGAUGUAGUUUGGAGUGAUGAUGAAGAACCCUACGAUGGCAGUGGUGCUGGAUCCGGCGCUGGUGUUGAUGACGAAGACGACGAUGAAGAAGGUUCUGGUUUGGGUAGUCCCUUUACACCUAGCCACAGACCAGAUCACACCGAACGUCCUAAUAAUCGUGUCGACGAUGAAGACGACGACGAAGAUGUCGUCCAACAGCGCACCAAUAUUGGACACGGUGCCGGUGGCUUGCCAACACAAACCUCAAGGCCACAUAGUCCUCAUGAUACCAACGAACUGGAUAUCGAUGAUGGCGACAAUCAUCAGGGUCAUCAUGAUGACGACGAUGAAGAUCUCAAAUCAAGCGGGUCGACGAGACCUGAAAAAAUGUCUUUACGUCGUGCUUUAUUCAUGUAUUUAAUGCCAUUGUAUAUGGCUUGGUUCGGUGGCGUCAUUGCCGACAUGCUGUGAUUUGUUAUUUAGAUUUUUAUUUGUUUUUUUUACGUUCGUUCGUUUUUUAAGUUUUAUUUAAAACAAAACAAAUUCUAA
Messenger RNA from Musca vetustissima, 2137 nucleotides. RefSeq names its product glypican-4 (gene dlp). Gene Ontology annotation, biological process: regulation of protein localization to membrane; cell migration; regulation of signal transduction. The record is from RefSeq and is a predicted model, not a curated record. Gene Ontology annotation, cellular component: extracellular region; synapse; cell surface. The transcript is spliced from 8 exons. Bases 146 to 2059 code for a protein of 637 amino acids. NCBI's taxonomy places the organism in Eukaryota, Metazoa, Arthropoda, Insecta, Diptera, Muscidae.